Durio zibethinus is the source of this 4434-nucleotide messenger RNA. Lineage: Eukaryota; Viridiplantae; Streptophyta; Magnoliopsida; Malvales; Malvaceae. The record is from RefSeq and is a predicted model, not a curated record.
AAAAUCAUAAUCAUGAAUUAAAAAAAAAUAUUCAAAUAAAUAAUUGGAAAAAAAAAGAACAAAUUCGCUUUUCUUUGGCCUUUUUUUGUUCUUUAAAAGUUUCGCGGUUAUAUCCCGAAAUUCUCCUAAUUCUUCGUUUCUCUCCUUCCAUCUUCAAUCUUCAAAAAUCCAAUCGAAGCCCAAAAACUAAAGAAAAAGAAAAACAAUUUAUCGUCGGAGAAGAAGCUCGUGUUUACUUGAUCGCUUCUUCUUCGUUUCUUAUUUUUUCCCCAAUGUUCUCCAAAUCUGUGUCGUUUUCGAUUGCUACUGGUUUCAGGUAAUUGAGGAAGCUCCUCAUGGCUCCAUCUAGGAAACCUAAAAGUGUAAAUAAGAAGUUUUCUUAUGUUAACGAGCUUGCUUCUGCUAAAAAUGGAGAUAGUAGUGCUAAGAAAAGUGGGCAACGGAAAAGGAAGUUGUCUGACAUGUUAGGGCCGCAAUGGACUAAGGAAGAGCUUGAGCAUUUCUAUGAGGCAUAUCGUAAGUAUGGAAAAGAUUGGAAGAAGGUGGCUACCAUGAUACGUGAUCGAUCUGUGGAAAUGGUAGAAGCUCUUUACACUAUGAAUAGGAAAAUUUUACCAUGUUUUCAGGCCUACUUAUCUCUUCCUGAUGGCACUGCUUCUGUGGUUGGACUCAUAGCAAUGAUGACCGAUCACUAUUGUGUUAUGGUAUCUUUAUGGUAUGGUAUUGUGGAUUCUACCAAUGGAGCUUGGACGCAUCUAGGAAGAGGAGGAAGUGAUAGUGAACAAGAAAGCAAUGAGGGCAUGGGAGCUUCUAAGAGACGUCCAAAGCGUAGCAGGGGAAAACUUCGAGAUCAACCCUCUAAGAGUUUAUAUAAGCCACUUCCUGAUCUUUUGCAUUUUCAUUCAGCUGCAUCAAGUUAUGGCUGCUUGUCGUUGUUGAAGAGGAGGCGCUCUGAAAGUAGGCCCCGUGCUGUUGGAAAAAGGACUCCUCGCGUUCCAAUUUCUUUUUCUCAUGACAAAAGCAAAGGGGAAAGGUAUUUUUCACCUAUUAGGCCCGGCAUGAAACUAAAGGUGGAUGCUGUUGAUGACAAUGUUGCUCAUGUGAUAGCAUUAGCAUUGACAGAGGCAUCACAAAGAGGUGGCUCUCCCCAAGUUUCUCAAACACCAAAUAGAAAAGCAGAGACACCUUCACCUGUCUUCAACAAUGAAAGGAUGAACGCUGAAUCAGAAACUAUUAGUGCCAAGAUUCUCGGUAGUGAAGUGGAUGAAGAUGCUUGUGAAUUAAGCUUAGGAAGCACUGAAGCUGAUAAUGCAGAUUAUUCUAGAGCCAAGAACUAUUCAAGGAAUAUAGAGGGCACUGGUACAGUUGAGGUUCAACAGAAGGGGAAAAGAUACUACAGAAGGAAGCCAGAGGUUGAGGAAAGUGUAAACAAUCAUCUGGAAGACACAAAAGAAGCCUGUAGUGGGACAGAAGAAGGACAAAGAUUAUGUGAUUUGAAGGGAAAGUUUGAAGCUGAGGUUGCAGAUGCCAACACUUCUAGAGCCUCCACCAAGUGUCUAAGGAAAAGAAGUAAAAAAGUAUUGUUUGGGGGAGUGGAAGAAACUUCCUUUGAUGCCCUGCAAACUCUGGCAGAUCUGUCCUUGAUGAUGCCAGAAACUGCUGCUGACACUGAGUCAUCUGUGCUGUUUAAGGAAGAGAAAAAUGAAGUUGUUGAGAAGACUAAACCAAAAGGAAAUCAUCCUGUUCCUGGAGCUAAAGGCACUGCCUCCAAACAAUCUAAACAGGGAAAACUUUUUCAUCAUGAUGUUCAUGCUAUUCCCAAAGCAAAGGAGGAAUCACAUCCAAAUAAUGUUGGAAUGCUGAAAAGGAGACGGAAGUCCUCACCAUAUAAAUUGCAGAUUCCAAAAGAUGAAACUGAUGCUGAUUCUCAGUUGGGUGAAUCUCCAAACGUUGAGGCUUCAGACGAGGUAAAGAAUCUUGUGAGCAAAGGUAAACGCUCUAAUAAUGUUGCACAUACAAAGCAAGGGAAAUCUGUGAGACCUUCAGAGUGUAUGUCCUCAAGUAAUAUUGCACAUCCAAAACAAGGGAAAUCUGUGAGAACUCCAGAGCGUACAUCCGCAAGUAAUGUUGGACAUCCAAAGCAAGGGAAAUCUGUGAGACCUCCAGAGCGUACAUCCUCAAGUACUGAUCAUGGAAGGGACUUGAACACUUCAGCUCCAUCUACCAUACAGGUUUCAUCUAUUCACCAGGUCAACCUACUCAAAAGUAGAGUAAAGCGAAAGAUGGAUGCACAGAGACCCGCAAUUGGAAAGGAUAUAAAGCCCUCUGAUAUUGUAAAGGGCAAAUUUAGUGUUCCAGCUAUGUUAUUCCAUGACAGAGCACUCAAUCUGAAGGCAAAGCUUUGCAGCUUCCUAUCUUCAUAUCAAGCACGGAGAUGGUGUGCUUUUGAGUGGUUCUACAGUACAAUCGAUUAUCCAUGGUUUGCUAAAAGGGAGUUUGUGGAGUAUUUGGAUCAUGUAGGAUUAGGUCAUGUCCCAAGAUUAACUCGUGUUGAAUGGGGUGUCAUAAGAAGUUCCCUUGGCAAACCACGACGAUUUUCUGAGCAAUUUUUGAAGGAAGAAAGAGAGAAGCUCAAUCAAUAUCAGGAAUCUGUUAGAACGCAUUAUGCUGAUCUCCGUGCUGGUAUUGGUGAAGGACUUCCAACUGAUUUAGCUCGACCUCUAUCUGUUGGACAACGUGUCAUUGCUGUUCAUCCAAAAACUAGAGAGAUUCAUGAUGGAAGUGUGUUAAUUGUUGACCAUAGUAGAUAUCGGAUUCAGUUUGACAGCCCUGAGCUAGGAGUGGAAUUCAUCAUGGAUAUUGAUUGUAUGCCUUCAUAUCCAUUGGAAAAUUUGCCUGCUUCCCUUUUGAGACAAAAUGCUGCCAUCUGUAAAUUUGCCGAGAACUACAGUGAGCUCAAAAUGAAUGGGCAGCCAAAAGAAAGCAAGAUUGAAGAGAACAUGAAAUUUAGUCAAUGUGAUAACCCGGAGAACACUGAUAGUUCCUCUCGUACUUCCCCAUCAACUUUCAAUGUUGGCAAUUUAUCACAGCCGGUUAAGGUUGAUUCAUCAAGUCCUAAUUUGCAACAUAAAGUUGGACCUAUGGAAACUGUUUGUACUCAACAAGCUGUGAAUUCUCAGCCUUCUGCUCAUGCACUGGUUCAGGCAAGGGAAGCUGAUGUUGAAGCUCUUUCUCAGUUGACUCGUGCCAUUGACAAAAAGGAGGCGGUGGUGUCUGAACUGCGACGCAUGAAUGAUGAGGUGUUGGAAAACCAGAAAGGUGCAGACAACUGUCUAAAGGAUUCAGAUUCUUUCAAGAAGCAAUAUGCUGCUGUUCUCUUGCAGUUAAAUGAAGUCAAUGAGCAGGUUUCUUUUGCUCUGUUUUGCUUGAGGCAGCGUAAUUCAUAUCAAGCAAACUCUUCAGUUAAGUUGCUGAAGCCGUUGGCUAAAAUUGGUGGGCACGGCUGUCAGUUGAGCUCUUUUGAUCAUUCUAUGCAUCAUGUCCAAGAAUGUGUGUCCAAUGUGGCUGAAAUUGUUGAAAGUUCAAGAAUGAAAGCUCGGUCAAUGGUUAAUGCUGCUAUGCAGGCCAUGUCAUCCUUAAGAAAAGGGGGGAAAAGCAUUGAGAGGAUUGAGGACGCAAUAGAUUUUGUAAAUAACCAGCUUUCAUUGGAUGAUUUUAGUCUGCCUGCUCUGAGGUCGUCUACCCCAUUAGACUCAGUCCACAGUACAGUAACUUCUCACGAUCUUCCGACUGCCUGUGUGUCAUAUCCGUCAGCAACUAGUCACAUACCCGAUGUAAAGAUGCAAAAUUUUUCUGACCAAGAUGAUCUUAGAAUCCCUUCAGACAUUAUCGUGCAUUGCGUAGCCACCUUGCUCAUGACACAGAAAUGUACAGAAAGACAGUUUCCACCUGGAGAUGUUGCCCAGGUACUAGAUUCUGCUGUUUCAAGUUUGAAGCCAUAUUGUUCACAGAAUCUUCAGAUUUACUCAGAGGUACAGAAAUGUAUGGGAAUUAUCAGGAAUCAGAUAUUGGCGCUAGUACCCACAUAGACAGGUAUUCAUUCCUCAAUUGUUGUAAAAAUUUGCAAUCCUUUUCUCUCAAACUCCUAUCCAUUUUACUUACGAAUUUUUUUUUUUAAACCUUUAAUAGGAAGAAAUACAUGUAUCAAUUAUUAUCAAAGUAACCGAGUAAAUUCAGUUUGUACACUUCCUGUCAGCAUUGUGAAACCAAUUAAUUUCUAUUUUUUGUUCGUCAGUAUCACUUAAGCUGUGUUUGGUACAACUGAAAAGGAUGAAAAAGGGUGGAUAAAAAAAUGGAAGGACGAUUGAUUUUUGGUGUGCUUAAUAGGAAAGAAAAUAAGAAAGAUUAUCAUUUUUUACAUUGAUUAAUGAAAAC